Guillardia theta CCMP2712 is the source of this 963-nucleotide messenger RNA. RefSeq lists its product as hypothetical. The transcript has a single exon. NCBI's taxonomy places the organism in Eukaryota, Cryptophyceae, Pyrenomonadales, Geminigeraceae. The record is from RefSeq and is a predicted model, not a curated record. The coding region runs from base 1 to 963 and encodes 320 amino acids.
AUGUCGGCUGUAGGAGGCAGCAGGUCGAGCAAGAGGAGGAGGCUGGAGGGAGCAGACACGAAGACAGAGAGAGAAAAGGAGGGGGGCAGAUCUGAAGCAGAAAGGGAAACCAAACGAAUACGAAGAAAGCUAUGCGAGCACGGGCGGCAGCGAUCGGUCUGCAAGGAGUGCGGGGGCAGCAGCAUAUGCGAGCACGGGCGGCAGCGAUCGAAAUGCAAGGAGUGCGGGGGCAGCAGCAUAUGCGAGCACGGGCGGGUCAGAUCGGUCUGCAAGGGAUGCGGGGGCAGGAGCAUAUGCGAGCACGGGCGGCGGCGAUCGGUCUGCAAGGGAUGCGGGGGGGGCAGCAUAUGCGAGCACGGGCGGCAGCGAUCGGUCUGCAAGGGAUGCGGGGGGGGCAGCAUAUGCGAGCACGGGCGGCGGCGAUCGGGAUGCAAGGGAUGCGGGGGCAGCAGCAUAUGCGAGCACGGGCGGGUCCGAUCGGUCUGCAAGGGAUGCGGGGGCAGGAGCAUAUGCGAGCACGGGCGGCGGGGAUCCAAAUGCAAGGAAUGCGGAGGCAGCAGCAUAUGCGAGCACGGUCGGAUCCGAUCGGUCUGCAAGGGAUGCGGGGGCAGCAGCAUAUGCGAGCACGGGCGGCGGCGAUCGGGAUGCAAGGACUGCGGGGGCAGCAGCAUAUGCGAGCACGGGCGGCAGCGAUCCAAAUGCAAGGAGUGCGGGGGCAGCAGCAUAUGCGAGCACGGGCGGGUCAGAUCGGGAUGCAAGGGAUGCGGGGGCAGCAGCAUAUGCGAGCACGGGCGGCAGCGAUCCAAAUGCAAGGAGUGCGGGGGCAGGAGCAUAUGCGAGCACGGGCGGGUCCGAUCGGUCUGCAAGGGAUGCGGGGGCAGGAGCAUAUGCGAGCACGGGCGGGUGAGAUCGGUAUGCAAGGGAUGCGGGGGCAGGAGCAUAUGCGAGCACGGGCGGGUCUGA